GCGGGUGAAGGUCAGACGCAUGCGCCAGUAGUCGUCGCGCCGAUCGGCGUCGCUUCCUUAAAUAGCCCGCGCAGACGGCCGCUCUCCAUACAACAAGCAAAAUGCAUUCAUACUUAUUACUUGAAGCCUACUCGCGCACGCACCUUCACGAGGGGGCGCAGCGCCUCUCCGUCUCUGCCUCGAUUCCCAUUCUCCAAGUCGCCCUGCGGCGGGCUUUUCCGCGAUGGAGCGAUGCCACGCUGACAGUCAUCAUCGCGGCUGCUGGACUGGGCGGGCUGGCUUGCUAUCUGCUGAAGUAUCUUGAAAUCCGGAGAGAGCUCUUAAUAAAGCAAUCGCCCACCUUCCGCGGAUCCGAGGGCAGUCGUGUCAGCGGCGGUAGCGGCCCUGGGUGCCGAGCUGGUGAGCGUAUUGGCCUCCUGGCAGCCCUGACGCCUGACGACGUCUCCUCAUCCGGCCCCCAUACCCCCCGCGCCUCCUCCUCCUCCUCCUCCUACCUAUACCUGCGCCACGGCCCGCUGCUGCCCGCCCGCCGCGCCAGUGCCAGCCGCUCCUGCAGCCGCAGCAGUAGCGCCUGCAGCCGCAGUAGCGACGUGGCUGCCGCGGACGCCGGCGCGGCCCCCGAGCUGCAACCAGCAGUGCAGUCGCACGACCUAGACCUGGACUCGGCCCGCGAGGAGGCGCCACAGCCGCCGCAGCCGCACUCGACAGCAGCGGGCCAGCACUUACACCUGCACCCGCAACCGCGGCGCCACCAUCACCAUCACUGGCAGCACCAGCAGCAACCGCGCUGGCAGCAGCAUGAGGAGGUGCAGGUGUAUGAGGAGGUGCAGCAGCAGGGGGAGGUGCAGGUGCAGGUGCAGGGGGCCCCGCGGGAGGCCGCGGUUGCUCGGCCCUGGAGGUCAUCACAGGCUGUGGUCUCGGCUGAUGGCGGCAUGCAGGCCAGCACCAUCGCCGGCACCAGCAUCAGCGCCGUGGCCGCCCACCCUGCGCUGACUUCCUACGAAGCGUCCUCUGCGACUGCGGCGCUCCCAACUGUCGAGCCGACCUCCAUGUCGGCAGCAGCACCAGAGGCAACAGCCGCCCCCCAUUGGGGUUGCUUGCCGCCCGCCGAGCCCGUCGCUACCAGCCAUCCGCCGACGAGCACCAUGCCACCGCCGCCGCCCUGCAGCGCCGACCUCGCCGCCCCGCGCCACCAGCAGUACCACCAACAGCACCUCCACAUGUUGACGGCGCCGCGCCCGCAAGGCGCCUGCUCGACAGCACCUGAGCGGCGCACCACUAGCCAGGAGCCAGCGCAGGAGCCGGAGCAGGAGGAGGCGCCGCGGCCGGCGGCCGACGCAGCAGGCCGCCUCGCGGUUGCAUGCGCUGCCGCGGACACGUCUGUGGUGCUGGCGCAGGAGGCGGAGGAGGCGGAGGUGGCGGCGGCCCCACAAGGACCUGGGUGCGCGGCGGCAACAGCUGCUGCGGCAGUGACUGCGGUACCGUCAGCACUCUGUCCCGAGCCGUGCUCGCGUUCCCCAGCAGUGUCGCAAGUUCAUGGUGCGACCGCGCCGUCUGUCAUGCUGCCCCAGCGGCGGCAGCUGUUCCAGGAGCCGCUCGCAGCCGCUCCCAGCAGCGCCUCGCUCGACAUGCUGGCCGCCGCCUCCACGACCGCCUCCACGUCCGCUUCCGCUGCACCGGUGGCCGCCACGACGCCCCAGCCGCCCCAGCCGUCCCAGCCACCCCAGCCGUCCCAGCCGUCCCAGCCGUCCCAGCCGCAGGAGCCGCAGGAGCCGCAGCCGCAGGCCCAGCAAGCGCCGGCGGCCGGCCCCAGCAGCAGCCGGGCCGCUGCGGCGCCGCCGCUGACGUCUCUGGGCUACGGCCGCGCGCAGUACUCGCAGCAGCAGUACGCCUCCACGGCACCCGUGGCCCGCGGCCGCAAGCCGCCGCAGCAACAGGACAGCGAGGGCGGCGCGGCGGCGGAUGAGGAGGCGGCGGCUGCGCCUCUCACUGCCGAGGUGUCCACGCCGCCUCGGUGCAGCACACCGCCGCCCGGGGCGCCGCCGCUGGUGGGCAGUGGCUUUGUGCCGCUGGGCCCCCAAUACAUGCAGCACUUCACCAUCACCAACCACCACCACCACGUCCACACAGACACCGAGCGAGGCAGCAGCGGCAGCAGCGGCGGCAGCAGCCGCGGCGGCAGCCGCAGCGGCAGCCGCUCCUGCAGCCGCAGCCGCGCCGGCUCCCGCCGCGCUACUGGCAGCAGUGGGGCGAUGGACGGGGCCGCGGGUGCGGGUGCGGGUGUGGGCGGCUGUCUGACCCUGGACCUGAUCAACCCCGCCACAUCGCCGCUGCACCUGCUGCUGCAAGCGCACAACCACCACCACCUGCCGCUGCCGCACCUGCCGUACCACGGCCGCUUCCACCCCAACGGGCAGCCGACCGCCCCCUCGCCGCACCGCCUGCGCACCUCCAUGUCCGCCGCCACAGCCGCCGCGGCCGCCAGCGGUGUCAGCGAGUGCAGUGACAGCCCCCGGGCGGCGGCCCACACAUUCGGCGACCUCCAUGAGGCCGCCUCCGCCGGCUCCUGCUCGUCUGCCGCCGCCGCCGCCGCCGCCGCCACCGACCUGGCUCCCCCCUCGGUCCCCUCGCUGCCCAUCAUGCACGAGAACAGCCUGUACGGCGUUACCUCGGUACCGUACGACGAUGACGACGUGGUGGCGGAGGAGGAGGACGAGGAGGAAGACGGGGAAGUGCAGGAGGUGGAGGAGGCGCCAGUGGCUGUUGAGGAGGCGACCGUGUCUGUUCCUCCCCCUCAGCAACAAGGCACGGCCUGGAAGCAGGCAGCGCCUCGCUCCGCCAACACCUCACCACUCGGCCGGCCGCGUGGCCGCCCUGCCGUGUCUUGCGGCGGCGCCAGCCCAGUCGCCGCGACCACAGCCGUAACCGCAUCCGCCGCCUGCAGCCCCACCCCUGCUGCUGCUGCUGCUGCUGGCGGCGGCCGGGCCGCUCGUGCCAGCUGGUCGUCCUCCUCACCCCGCCACCACCACGUGCGGCGGCCGCGGCCGACCAUGCGUGAGAAGGUGAUGCUGCUGGGCUUUGACCGCCGCCGCAACCGGGCCUUUGAGGAGGAAGAGGAGGAGGGGGUCGCGGCGCAACAGCAGGAGGCCCAGCAGCCUGCGGAGGCGGAGGUGGGCUUUGGUGGCUUCGCGUCGACCGCCUCUCGGCCGGUGCAGGUGGUUGCUUCGGCGCCCAGCACACCGUCCGCCGCCAACCACAGCUGCUACAGCUUCACACAGCAACGCCAGCCCCAGCCCCCGCUGGAGAACGCCGCACUGCCCUUCGCCGCAGCACUGGCCUUUGCCGGCCCCGCCUUCACCUCCGUCGCCGCUGCGGCCGCCUCCGCCGCUGCUGCCGCCACCACGGCUGCUGCCGCCGCGACCUCGGCCGCUGCCGCCGCCACCACGGCCGCCAACGCCGUGGCCGCCAACGCCAACGCCAGCAGCGCCGCCACCGCCGCCGCCUCGGCCGCCGCCGCGGCACUCGUCUCGGCCGCAUCGCUGCGCACCGCGCUGAUGCUCCACGAGUCUGUGCCUGCCGCCGCCCCCGCCCCGGCACCUGCCACUGCGCCCGCCACCCCCGUCGCCCUGCACCCAGUGGUGUCGCUGUCCGCGGCGCUGGGCGUGUGCAACGCUGACGCCGGCACACAGACGGCCACUGUGGCUGAGGCCGCCACCAGCACCGCCGCCUGCACCGCCGCCUGCGGCACUGCUGCUGUCGAGACCGUCGCCGAGACCGCCGCCGCCGAGACCGCCGCCAUCGAGACCGCUGCCGCCGAGGCCGCCACCGCUGCGGCUCUGAGGGAGCGGGAGCACCACCACCUGCUCGCGGCAUGGAGCUGCCUGGCCGCCUCCGCGCCCGCACCUAGCCCCGCCACCCCCACCCCCACCGCCACCGCCACCGCCGCCGCCACCGCCGCCGCCGCCGCCGACCCGUUUGCUGCGGCCGCUGCCGGCGGCGCCGAUGAUGAUGACGGUUUCUUCCGCGUGCUCGUGUCCGCGGGCCGCACCGGUCCCUCCAUUGACGGCGUCAUGAGCGGCGAUGACGAGCUGCCGGAGGAGGAGGGCGAGGUGGAGGAGUCUGCCACGGGGCAGCAGUGGGCGGUGGUUGCAACCGCCGCCUCGGCAACCUCGGCUGGCGUCAUCGCGGCCGCUGUGCGCCGCCCGCGUAUGGGCCAGCAGUGCGAGGCGUCGCCCGCGCUGCCGCUCCCCCCACCGCCACCGCCCCAGCAGCCGCCACCGCCCCAGCAGCCGCCACUGACCCAGCAGCCGGCCGCGGUCCGCCUGCCCGCCGUGCAGUGGCAGCAGUGGCAGCAGUGGCAGUGGCAGCAGUCACAGACGUCUCACCGCCGGCUGAUGCAGACGCACCUGCGCCACACGCCGUCAGUCGGCAGCGACGACGGCCUCAGCGGCGGCGACAGUAGUGCUGCGCUGCUUGCCGGCUUUGAGAAGUCAGCUGUGGCCCCCUGUGGCUAUGCGGCCGCUGCCGCGGCUGCGCUUGCGUCUGCUGCUGCUGAGGAGCCCGAGCCUGAGACCGACGCGGCUACUGCCGACGCGGCCUGCGGUGCCAGUCGCCGCGCCAGCACCAGCACCAGCAUUGAGGCCGACAUCAGCUCCUCUGAGCCCUCAGCGCCCGAGCGCGCUGAUGGUGGUGUUGGCGAUGUUGAAGUCCAGAUCCAGCAGCAGGCCGCCGCCGCCGCCGCCGCGACCGCCGCCGCCGCUACUAACAGUGCUGCCGCCAUCACCAACAGUGCUGCCAUCGGUGAUACCAGUGCCGGCGAUGUUGCGUCUGUGCCCGAGCGUCUUUCCAAGACAGUGUUUGAGGCUGUGCCUGACGAGGCUGGUGUCUACCGGUACGCCUGCGACGAAGCUCUGCUGGAGCACUUGGGUGCGCUGGACGACGCCAUCCCCGAGGAGGAGGUGGAGGAGGUGGAGGAGGUGGAGGAAGUGGAGGAGCCGUGCGAAGAGGAGGCGCAGCCCUGGACCCAGCCCCAGUCUCAGGAGCUGCAGCUGCAGCUGCGGCCGCAGGCGGAGCUGCUGGACGGCGGCAGUAGCAGUGCCAGUGCCGCCUGCAGCACCAGCUUCUGGCUGGGCAGCACUCACACGUCCGCCGCCGCCACCACCACCACGGCUGCUGCAGACGCAGACGCCGACUCGGCAGCUGCUAUUGCCGCUCGCCGCUGCAGUCGCUUUGCGGGCGAGGCCGCGGCGCGCGCCAGUGGCCACGUGGAGGAGGACGAGGAUGGUGUUGUGGCUAGCGCGGGCGAGGAGGCGUCGGAUGAUGACAGCGACCACGACGAGGCAUGGCCCGCGUCGAACCUGCGCGCACGGUUUGGACAGCGCGAUGUCAAGUCUCAAGGCGGCACGACCGAGCCCGGCGCCAAGCAGCAGCAGCAGCAGCUGCUGCUGCAGUACUCGCCGUACCCGCCGUACCAGCCCGCCGCCGCCGCCGCUGCCGCCGCCGACCCUAUGGCGCCCGCCACGCCGCCACUGGCCACCAUUGUAGCCGCCGCCGCCGCCGCCGCCGCAUCUGCGCCGACCAGCUGCUUCAGCAACGCCGCCAAGGCCACCGCCGCCGCCUGCCCCACCGUCACCGCCUCCACGGCCACCAGCGCCUCCACCACGGCCACCCGUAACGCCGCCACCUGGGCCUGGGCGGUGGAGGCGGCGGCGGAGCUGGAGGCCGAGGCCGCCGCAGAGGCCGUGGCGGAGGCCGCCACCGAGGCUGCAGCUCUGUACAGCGACUGCUGCGGCUGCUCGAUUGCCUCCGCUGCUGCCUCCGCGGCCGGUGCCUCGCCGCGCUCCUCCCUGCUGCCGGAGCGACACCAGCAGCUAGCGCUGUUGCAGCCGCUGCGGCCGUCGCACCGCUGCGCGCACACGCACGCGCACGCGGCCUGCUGCCACCGCCACCACCUCAUGCUGGGGGAGGCGCCGGACGCCGGGCCCGUGCCCACGCCCGAAGCCUUCGGGGCCGCCCGCGCCGACACGGCCGACACUGGUGCGGGUGUGGAUGAUGGCGCUGAGGCCGACGGCUGCCCGCCUGUGAUUGCGCUGAGCCGUGCGGUGGUGGGCGGCGGCCGCCGCAGCAGCAACGCCUCCUCGAGCAUCGGCGGCCCCGCGCGCCCUGCCAGCGAGUGGGAGCCCUGCCGGCGCUGCCAGUGCUGCGGAGGCCGGUACCAGGCCCUUGCCGCUGCCGCCGCGACGUCUGCGUCUGCGGCCGCCGCCCGCAGCCCCAUGUCUGCGGCUAGCGGCGGCGGGCGGCUGCGCGGCACCACCCGGCACUCGGUGUGCGGCGCGCCGCUGACCUACGGCGGCCCCGCCAGCCCCGCCCUGGGCACCCGCUCCGCGCGCACCUCGGUCGCCGGCGCCGACCUCGCCACCGCCUCGCCCUUCCAGCCCUGCUGCACCUGCCACCGCCGCGCCUUCCUGUCCGCCGCCUCCACGCCGCGCCGCGCCAGUGACGCCGGCGUGGCGGAGGCGCGCGCGCGGCGGCGGCUGCAACGGCUGAGCGAGGCGGCGGCGGCGGCGGCCGCGGCGGGCGACGCGCCCGGCUUCAUGCGGCCCACCGCCACGUUCCUGGCCAAGGUGCGCACGCGGCCGGUGCCGCUAGUGGUGACGCACCUGCCGCUGGCGGGCACACCGCCGCCAGCGGCCGCCGCGGCUGCGGGCCUGGGCGUGUCGCCUCUGUCGCCGCCGCUGUACAGGUCGCCGGUGCAGGAGCAGCAGCUGCAGCAGUAGUGAGAGCAGCAGAUGUUACAAUAGUGACGUAUUGAUGCAGAGACCACAUAGCAUUGGUUCUGGGUGCAUAUGCACAUGCACAUACGUCACAUGCACAUACGCCAUGUGAUGCGGCGGUGCGCUCUAGCGCCCCGCACCGCUUGUGUUUUGGGUGGUGCGUUUUUGAGAUAUUGCGUCAGCUAGGGGAUAGUCACAACGGUAAUGCAAUAGCAGGAGGAUCGAAUGCAGCUUGGUGCAGCCGCGCAGGCGGCACUUUUAUGUGCGAAUGAGGCACGGAUGUACAAGGUUGUGAUGUAAUUUUGCUUGGCUGUCACAGUUUCAGGACAAUAAGGAGACACAGCUAUGUUCGUAAGCAGCAUACGGUAUAAUCAAGGUAAAUUGUAUAUGCAUACAUACGCCGAUACGCGGAGUGGUUUUCGAACACUGGGCGGGGCCAAGGAGAGCGUGACUUGGCACCCGCUCGCAUGUGGCAUCAAAAGAUGGAGCACUUGCCCGGGAGGCGGCCCGAGAAUGGCCUUGCCGGCUUGCCCUAUUAACACACUUGCGUCCAUGCUGCCCCUUCAAAGGCUCUAAACUGGAGCCUCCAUGGUAACACGAGCGCAGUUCCUUGGA
Molecule: messenger RNA, 7388 nt
Organism: Chlamydomonas reinhardtii
Lineage: Eukaryota; Viridiplantae; Chlorophyta; Chlorophyceae; Chlamydomonadales; Chlamydomonadaceae
Exons: 5
Coding region: 102-6776 (2224 amino acids)
Source: RefSeq, a predicted model, not a curated record